Messenger RNA from Cucurbita pepo subsp. pepo (vegetable marrow), 1991 nucleotides. Its product is annotated as protein kinase and Mad3-BUB1-I domain-containing protein. Lineage: Eukaryota; Viridiplantae; Streptophyta; Magnoliopsida; Cucurbitales; Cucurbitaceae. Gene Ontology annotation, molecular function: protein kinase activity; ATP binding. The record is from RefSeq and is a predicted model, not a curated record. Gene Ontology annotation, biological process: mitotic spindle assembly checkpoint signaling; protein phosphorylation; meiotic sister chromatid cohesion, centromeric.
UCUUAUUGGAGCGGAGCCAAGGUACUGUCUGGGUCGGCAUCCUUCACUUCCGUUUCUUCCACGAGCAGUAAGCUACCCGCCAUGGCGAUAAUCUUCCCUGAUUCUCAAAUCACCACCACUACAACAUCUGCUCAGGACCCUUUGUUACCUUGGCUCUGGUCCAUAAAGGAUGCUCUUGAAAAUUCGACCUCCGGCAAUGUUUCUGGGCCAGGUCUCGCGGAUCUCGUUUCCGACUGUAUUAAAACCUUCGGCGGCAAUGUCAAGUACAAAAACGAUGUCCGAUUUCUCAAGAUUUGGUUUCUCUCUAUUGGUAUGAGGGAGGAUUUUGAAACCGGUUUCAAGGAAUUAUUGGAGCAGGAGAUAUGCAUUGGCAAUUCUUUGCUUUAUAUUUGGUAUGCAGUGUUCCUUGAAUCCAAGGGGAGACUAAACGACGCUAACAUGAUUUAUGAGCUUGGCUUGUUGAGGAACGCCGAGCCCCUUGAGUGGCUGAAAAAGGCAAAAAUGUUGUUUAUUGAUAGGAUGUCUGAGUUAGUCAAUACUCGUUCAAUGAAAUUGAAUGAUGGUGGUGAAUCCACUAAAAUUGUAGAAACUUACGUGAAUCCAUGGUCUUCCUCUGUUAUGAAAGAUUUAUUAAGCAAGAUUAAUCUCAAGAUUUUGAAGUAUGAGGGUUACCAUUCAAGCAUUAAACCUUACCCUAAAAAGAUGGCUCUAAAUUCAUUGCGGAAUUCAUCCAGGAAUAAAGUUAUUGAGAUUGGCGGGAAGAAAUAUGAGAUCAAAGGUUGUGCAGGAACUGGCGGCUUUGCCCAAGUAUAUAAAUCAUAUCUUGACAGUAACCCAGACGAUGUUGUCGCACUAAAGAUACAAACACCUCCUUUUCCUUGGGAAUUCUACAUUUAUCGUCAACUUGAUCAUCGUGUCACCGUGAAGGAAAGGUCAAGUUUUGGUUGUGCUCAUGAGAUGUAUCUCUAUUCUGACUAUAGCAUACUUAUUUGUGACUACUUGGCUCAUGGCACAUUACAGGAUGCCAUUAAUUUAUAUGUAGUCCUUGGGAAGACAAUGGAAGAAGUUUUGUGUAUUUAUUACACCAUAGAAAUGCUUUACAUGCUAGAGACUUUGCACAACAUUAGCAUUAUCCAUGGGGAUUUUAAACCUGACAAUCUGCUUAUUCGUUAUGCAAGAGGCAAACUAACGGAAGAUGGAUUUCGGGAACGUAGUGGUCCUUGGAAUGAUCAGGGGCUUUGCCUUGUUGAUUGGGGAAGAGGUAUAGAUCUGCAGCUUUUUCCUGAAAAUGUAGAAUUUGAAGGAGAUUGCCGAACUUCUGGCUUUCGUUGUACAGAAAUGCUAGAGAAUAAACCUUGGAAAUAUCAGGUUGACAUAUAUGGCUUCUGUGUAGUCGUCCACACUAUGCUUCAUGGUUCCUACAUGGACGUUGAGAAAAAAGUAUCAUCUGAUGGGAGCUUUGUUUAUUUACCCAAAACUUCUUUUAAGCGGUAUUGGAACGUUGAACUGUGGAAGAAUCUGUUCACGAAGUUGCUUAAUAUCAAACUAGGUGAUUACAACAAGGAGUUGUUGCAGAGUAUAAGGGAAUCCUUCCAGGAUUACAUGUGCUCCAACCCUCAGCUUAUAAGGAAGUUAAAGGAAUUACUAGCAAAACAGAGGGCUUCCUUGUGUACCGCUUAGUCAAGAAUCCAUCUCCUGUGGAAGAUAGGUAGAUGUAAAUUCGGUCAGCUACAGGCCCCUUGUGGCUUGUUUGUACCAAAAAUGUAAAUUGGUUCAUGUUUGCCACUCGCAAACCUGGACUAAUCCAUUUGUUUUGGUGAUGAAAUCUUGGUUUUUUCUCGUCUGUUUCAAACACAAAAAUGUUUGAAUGAUUGUAAUAUAUAAGGGGUCUUCUCUGGAUUGCUGUCUUGUUGUAGGCUUCAUUGUUGAUCAAGAGUUUCGUACUGUAAUGUAGCGGGAUGCAGAUGUUCAUGUAGAUUAUAUAUUGUUCA